Messenger RNA from Macrobrachium nipponense, 4802 nucleotides. RefSeq names its product phospholipid scramblase 2-like (gene scramb1). Gene Ontology annotation, molecular function: phospholipid scramblase activity. Gene Ontology annotation, biological process: plasma membrane phospholipid scrambling. Bases 426 to 1565 code for a protein of 379 amino acids. Lineage: Eukaryota; Metazoa; Arthropoda; Malacostraca; Decapoda; Palaemonidae. The transcript has 9 exons. The record is from RefSeq and is a predicted model, not a curated record. Gene Ontology annotation, cellular component: plasma membrane.
GUCAAGAAAGAACGAGCACAUUACCCAAAGCGGCCUCACCUCACUAGUCUCACUCUUUCUUCUGCUCGAGUUGAAAAGUUGCCAACAACUCUCAGUUGUAGAGUUGCCGUUGUAAGGUUUGUGUGGCGCUCACCGCUACGCUAGUCGUCUUUGAUCGUUCGAAAGUGUUGCUGGUGAAAUCGUGAUUAUUGCUAGAAUUCUCGCAUAAUUUUUGUUUUGUUUUGAGGUGGAAACGAUUGCGGCGAUUUUCUUGGUAACAUAGCCUACUAAAGCCAAGAAGAUAUGAUUCGUUGUUCAGUGUAACAUAUCCCCACAAAGCAGCACAGAAAUUAAUACAGAAAACUUGCCAUUGAAACUUUCAGGUUCACUUGACAAAAGCAGUCUAUAAUUGCUUGGAAUAGUAAAGCCUGCAUAGAAGCCCAGCAAUGAGUUACCCAGCCCCGUAUCCUGGAGAAUACCAGCACCCUGGCCCUUAUCCUCCGGGAGAUGGGCAGUAUCCUCCACCAGGGCAAUAUCCUCCCCCUGGACAGUAUCCUGCCCCAGGAGCCCCUUAUCCUGCUCCAGGAGCUCCUUAUCCUGCCCCUGGAGCUCCUUAUCCUGCCCCUGGAGCGCCUUAUCCUGCCCCUGGAGCGCCUUAUCCUGCACCUGGCCAGUAUCCUGCCCCUGGCCAAUAUCCUCCCCCUGGAGCACCUGGACAAUAUCCUCCCCCUGGAGCGCCUGGACAGUAUCCUCCCCCUGGAGCGCCUGGCCAGUAUCCACCUCCAAAUCAGUAUCCACAGCCAGGAUAUGAAGGGCCAGCUCCAGAUUACUCACCUGGUCAAUUCCCGCCACCUGGUCAACAGGUUGUACAACCAGGUGAAUGGAUGCCACCACCUGUUGUUCAGAACUGUCCCAUGGGUUUAGAGUAUCUUACACAUAUUGAUCAGUUGCUAGUGAAACAGCAGGUGGAGGUGCUAGAAGCAAUCACUGGCUUUGAGACUGCUAAUAAAUACAAGAUACAGAAUAGUAUGGGGCAGCAAGUGUAUUUUGCUGCUGAAGACACAGAUUGCUGCACACGUCAGUGUUGUGGGCCCCAGCGACCAUUUGACAUGAAGAUAAUGGACAAUACAAUGACAGAGGUUAUUCACCUCAACAGACCACUGGCCUGCUCAUCGUGUUUCUUCCCAUGCUGUCUACAGUCAGUUGAAGUGACGUCACCUCCUGGAACAGUUAUUGGGUCCAUCCAUCAGGAGUGGAGUAUCUGCGCACCAAAAUUUACUGUUCGUAAUGCUUCCGAUGAUGUUAUUCUAAGGAUUGAAGGGCCUGUUUGCACAUGGAGUAUUUGUGGAGAUGUUGAAUUUCAGGUUCUAUCUGCUGAUGGAUCAACGCAAGUGGGCAAAAUUAGUAAACAGUGGGUUGGAAUUGUGAAAGAAGCUUUCACUGAUGCUGAUAAUUUUGGGAUUUCAUUUCCAGUAGAUUUGGAUGUAAAGAUGAAGGCUACACUACUUGGAGCAGUUUUUCUUAUUGAUUUUAUGUUCUUCGAGAAGCAAAGCAAUAAGGAAAAUGAUGCUCCUGGAUUAUUUUAGAAUAUGCCUGCAAACCAGCACAGUUCAUUACAACUGGCCUUAUAAGAAUGGUGAAAAUAUAUGUAUGUUGUAUAUUCUAUAUUUAUAGACAGCAGUAGAACUGUAUGUUUGAAAUUUUAUUCUUUAUCUUAAUAUGUAAUCAUAGUUUUAUUCAGCAUGGAUGUCCAUUGUGAUUUUUUUAAGUGCUAUUUUAUACUUUGUGAUAACUCUAGUUUCUAGAGAGAGUAAGUCACCUGUGCCUCAUUAUUAAGUCUGCCAUUAAGGUAUAUUUUGUCCAGACAAAAACACCGGUGCUUUCUCAAAAGAUUAAAAGUUCACUUAAACUAAAAAUAUUAGUCUAAAAUUAUAAAGCUAUUAUUUUUUUAUGAUACUUGCAACAAUUGAGUACCAAAAUUAAUGUUAAUAAAUUUUUUAUUUGUAGGUUUACUACAGGUGAAUUUGCCUAAUAUUUUAAUUUAAAAAAAAGUUUUGUGAUUGUACCUGUAAUACAUAUAGACUACAAUAUCAUAUACAAGCAUGAAAAUCCAGAUAUGAAAGUUGAUAUGUAAUGCUUAGCACAGAUUUAAAAUUUUAAUGUACUUCAAAAUGUUUUCAUUAUUACCUUUAUAGAAAAAUUUAACAUUUUCCCUAUAUAGUUGAGAGUUGGAAAAACCAUACAAAAUAAAUGUAUAUAAUUGCUGUGACAAAUACAUCAGGGAGAUAUCCAGACUGCUUUGUAGAUGGAAUGCAAUAUAAAAAUCACACCACUACCACAUCAGACGAAGGUAAUUAAACAAUUUUGCUGAACUUCACUGUAUAUCAACUUCAAAACACUAGGUCCUUAGUUAAAAAGCCACUAUAAUGUAACUACAGUCCAUAAUUUUUUUCAAGAGGCACUAUACUUGGGAUAUCCCGUCAAUUCAUUCAUAGCAUUCAAGUACUAUAUUAUUUUCUAAUGGUAUUAGUCAAACACACACUUGAUGCAGAGUACAUUAUUUUGGUGUUUAAAAUAAGCAUAUACACCCUGAAGAUUUUAUUCAACUUGAAUAUCCAUGAUCUGUAAUUAUGAAACAUAAUUAGUGUACAAAUUCCAAAAGAGAAAAACAAAUAAUUGCAAGCAUACAUAUCAGGUAAUAUGUUAACACAAAAUUGUUGUCCUUAGUACAGGUUUGUGGUAUUUACUUGUCAAAUGCCUCAGUGGCACUUGCUCACCAUCACCAAUAGUUAUAAACUAGGUCCAUUUUCAUUGUCAAGAUUUUCUUGAAUAAAUGGGUAAUUGUUCAAAACAGACUACAACUAUUCAUGUACAUUUCUCUACAGGGUAAACAUGGUGACAUCUGAAAAGGUUGGAAACAAAUCACAUUCUGGAGCAAGCUGAUUUACUCCCAUCAGGAAUAUGAGUUAUUUAGGAUUUACUUCCAGUAGUUCAACUUCAGCAACUGAUAUAUAUUUACUUGCAUGAAUCUGAUAAUGUGGGACAGGCCCAGGAAUAGAUAUCUAGCUGGGCAAUGAAUGGCCACAGGAAAAUCAAUGGUACUUAGUCUUUCUUGACAUAAUGGCAUUCGCAACAGAGCAGAGAUCUUACUGAAUUAGGUAGGAGUGUCCCAUAUUGAGAUUUGUGAUUAUUGGAUGCCAAGGUGAGCAAAUGUAUUUGCAGAUUUUGUCAUUGUAACAUUUGCAUUGUCCAUACUCCUGAUAAUGGUAAAGUGGUGUUUGUUCAAAUGCCAACAAAGUUUGUUUGGACAGGAAUGCUUGAUCAUGAUUAAGGGUAUGAGUGGCAUGUAAUUUUGGUGAAAUUGGCUCAAAUUCAUGAAAAUGAGUUAUCGUCAUAUUUCCAUACAUCUGGGUCCCGGCCGUUGCCACACGUAAGGUAAUAUCAAUACGAAGCUUUUUAAAUGGUUUAAAGGCCAAUUUAAAGGCCACAUCCAAGUAGAGAAUUAAAGGUCUGGUUAGGGGUGGUUUUACUAUUUCAUUUUCCAUUCAUUCUUUAAGUAUUUGAGUUUCUUUUCAUUGCAUUUUGUUUCGUAUGCCGUACAAUAUGUUUUCAUGAUAGAGAUGGCAACUCUUCCCAUGACUGAAUAACGUGAUCCACUUGUCUCGAGAGAGAAUUCUUGUAUUUUUUUAUGCAAUCGUGUAUUUGUUAUUUUCAAUCAAUUGCAACACUUCCUCAGACUUUUAGACAUCAAUUGCGUAUUAUAUAUACUACUAACAUGCCAAAAAAGAAGUUUAGUAAACGAAGGGAAGCAAGCUCUCAUAAUAUCAAAACUUAUCUUGAAACUAAAAGUAUAGAAAGCUAAUGUAGCUUCUCACAUGUCACCACUAACCAUGAGUGCUGGGGAGAUGCCAAAUACUUCCUAUUACGAAGCUCCGAGGGAAUUCUAUUAUUCCCUUGCACAAAUAUAUCAAGAUGAUGAUGAUGAUGAUGGCACCGACAACUUUGUUUUGAAGUUAUCUGAUGAUGAGGAGGGGGAGGAGAAAGAGAAUGAGCAUUUUCAAGAUGUAAUUGCUGUCCCUGACGUAGCAGGUGAUGUCAGUGUUUUAUCAGGAGCCAACCUAAGGAGUUUUUUUAUUGAGAAGUUAUAUGACUGAAAAAGAAGACGUUCUGAGUGUAAGCAAUGAUUGAGAAAUAGUUUCAUUACCCUUGAGAGCUCUAAAUGAAGCUUUUAGUUAGACGUAUUGCGGGCAGUGUGACAGCAAUAUAACACUUGAAAUUGAUAAAAACCGUUUUGAUGUUGACUUGAAACUAAAGUGUAAGUGUGAGGUGCCAUCUGUUUUUCAAUAUACCAAAGUGCAAGCUAAUGAAAGUGUGAAAACAGAACAUAUCGGUGAAACAACAGCUUCAUUUAUAUAUCGAAACAUGUUGCUGCAAUGGAACAUAAUAUCGGCUAUGCACCAAGUUCAUUGCUGCCUAUUAUGAGAAAAACAACAGGAGAAAGCCUGAAAGACCUUCAGAUGAAAGAGAAGACCAGGAAACGAAGGUCUGCUAUGCAUUCAAGAAAGCAAAAGAAGCAAAGAACAUAAAAAGGAGGAUAUGAAGGAGGGCCUCAUUAGCAUUCUAAAAACUUGGCAGCACAAGAGUAGAGUGGCGUUCUAUGAUAACCCCCCAAAAAUAAUAUAAACUAUUUUCUUUAAGUGAUAAAUGUUUUGUUUUUUAGAGGAAAUAUCUCUUAUAAAAAAGAAGGAAACAGACGCCGUGUAGGCUUUUUCAAGAAACUUUAUAUGCUUCUGAAAGCAAAAUAAAUGGUUAGCUAACUUUAA